CAAAAUGCAGAGGAUGUAUAAAAAGAUUCUAAAGAGAAUGACUGAACAUUCUCCAUGUUUAAGUCCUGUACAAGACAUUAAGAAGAAAAAUAGUUUCAAUUUAAAUUCUUAAUUGCUCUUAGAAAACAUUUUCAAAGAGAGAAGCAGUUCCAAAGAUUUCAGAAUAUUUACAUGGAUUUUAGACCUGUCUGAAAGACCUUCAUGAAAACUGGUGUGCCUUGUUGGGAAAGCUGGACAAAAUUCAAAAGCUUCCACUGGAGAGAGCUGCUUAAGUGCCUGAUUGAACCAGUAGCAGGAUGUUCUCACUAGUGAGGAAACUAGCACAGAUCACACUCCUGGUGCAACUACUGCAAUGUGCACUGUUCACAAUUGCCUUGGGACAACAAGGCAUUCCCUACCCUAACACUAUCCCACGAGGAGGCAAUGAGGGGACAUGUAACUGCCUCCAGGGUCCUUCUGGCCCACAGGGACAACCAGGCAUACAUGGACCACCCGGGAUUCCAGGGAAUCCAGGCAUUCCAGGAAACCAUGGAAUGACAGGACAAAAAGGAGAAGCUGGGGACUGUGAGAAAAUAGCUGGUCUCCCAGGAGAGAAGGGUGAUAGAGGAGACCCAGGACCAAGGGGGUUUGAAGGACCCAGGGGACCAGAGGGGUUCCUUGGUAAGAAAGGCAACAUGGGAGAGAAAGGAGAGCGUGGAGGAUGGGGUAGACAAGGACAAAAAGGAGAGCAGGGACCAAUAGGACUUCCAGGAAUAAAGGGAGAGCCUGGAAACUCCAGGCCAAUACAAAAUGCACUACAGGUAGCCUUCUGUGCCAAGCUGGUCAACUCCAUCCCUGGCCCGGGGAGUGGUCAGCCCUCUAACCCCGUCAUUGUCCCCUUUGACCAAGUCUUGACCAACCUUGGGAAGGGUUAUAACUCUCGCACAGGGAUCUUCAGUGCACCAGUUAGUGGGACAUAUUUCUUUACCUUCUCUGGGUUAACCUACACAGGACAGACAAUGUUUUUGUCUUUAAUGAAGAACAAGGAGACAAUGCUGACUGCAUUUGGCACUGGAUCGUGUGGGACAUGCCAGCAUGGAAUGGGGACAAACUCUGGGAUACUGCACUUGGUGAAGGGGGAAAAAGUCUGGAUUGAACUGAAUGGAGGACUGAGGAAUGACAUCAAUGAGCAUUACACAUCAUUCUCUGGAUAUCUACUGUACCAAGAUUUAGAGGGCACUGGCUACGACUACUUAGUCAUUAAUAAUUAAGUGUGGCCGAAAUAAGAAAAUAAGCAUAGAAGAACACUUCAUUACAACUAUUACAUAAUAUGUACUACGUUACUGUUGAAAUAUUUCAACAACAGUAUCAAUUUUAUAUAAAAUAUUCAAUUUGACAAUAUGGUGUUUUAUAGUUGCUUCAUAAUUUGCUCAAUCUGUUAUUACAUCCACUGUAUUCAUGCCUUUAAAACAAAUAAAUCUGAAACUGUUGUUUUUAUAUAGCACA
Lingula anatina is the source of this 1485-nucleotide messenger RNA. RefSeq lists its product as uncharacterized. Gene Ontology annotation, molecular function: protein binding. The record is from RefSeq and is a predicted model, not a curated record. Lineage: Eukaryota; Metazoa; Brachiopoda; Lingulata; Lingulida; Lingulidae.